Molecule: messenger RNA, 4334 nt
Organism: Jaculus jaculus (lesser Egyptian jerboa)
Lineage: Eukaryota; Metazoa; Chordata; Mammalia; Rodentia; Dipodidae
Gene: Ccdc186
Product: coiled-coil domain containing 186
Exons: 16
Coding region: 260-3937 (1225 amino acids)
Biological process (GO): vesicle cytoskeletal trafficking
Cellular component (GO): trans-Golgi network
Molecular function (GO): small GTPase binding
Source: RefSeq, a predicted model, not a curated record
CAUCUUUGUUGAUGUGUCAGCUCCGCGGGGCUUUAGGGGAAGCAGGGCGGAGAGCGAGCGAUCGGCCGGCCCUGGUCUCCAGCGUUGACUCUCCCGCGCGCUCCGAGUCUGCGGGGAUCCCGCCAUGGAGAAGCUGGUCCUCUGAGCCGCAGCUCUAGCGGCCUCGUUGGGUUGCGACCUGGGGCUGGGAGAAGUAUGAUGUAAAACGAAGAUCAAGAGCAGACUGGAAGAAACACAGAGUGAAGUGGUGCCAGUCAGCAUGUCAGAGAGAGAGCCCAGAGCCCUGACGUGCUCCGGUGCAGGUCCUGGGCAAACACCUGAACUGAAGGCAGAGCCCAGAGUCCCCGCGUGCUCUGGUGCAGGUCCUGGGCAAACAUCUGAACUGAAGGCAGAGCCCAGAGUCCCCGCGUGCUCUGGUGCAGGUCCUGAGCAAACACCUGAACUGAAGGCAGAGCCCAGAGUCCCUGCAUGCUCUGGUGCAGGUUCUGGGCAAACACCUGAACUGAAGGCAGAGCCCAGAGUCCCCGCGUGCUCUGGUGUAGGUCCUGAGCAAACACCUGAACUGAAGGCAGAGCCCAGAGUCCCCGCGUGCUCUGGUGCAGGUCCUGAGCAAACACCUGAAUUAAAGACAGAGCCCAGAGUCCCCGCGUGCUCUGGUGCAGGUUCUGGGCAAACACCUGAACUGAAGGCAGAGCCCAGAGUCCCCGCGUGCUCUGGUGCAGGUUCUGAGCAGACAUCUGAACUGAAGGCAGAGCCCAGAGUCCCCGCGUGCUCUGGUGCAGGUCCUGAGCAAACACCUGAAUUAAAGACAGAGCCCAGAGUCCCCGCGUGCUCUGGUGCAGGUUCUGGGCAAACACCUGAACUGAAGGCAGAGCCCAGAGUCCCCGCGUGCUCUGGUGCAGGUCCUGAGCAGACAUCUGAACUGAAGGCAGAGCCCAGAGUCCCCACGUGCUCUGGUGCAGGUCCUGGGCAAACACCUGAACUGAAGGCAGAGCCCAGAGUCCCCGCGUGCUCUGGUGCAGGUUCUGGGCAAACACCUGAACUGAAGGCAGAGCCCAGAGUCCCCGCGUGCUCUGGUGCAGGUUCUGAGCAGACAUCUGAACUGAAGGCAGAGCCCAGAGUCCCCACGUGCUCUGGUGCAGGUCCUGGGCAAACACCUGAACUGAAGGCAGAGCCCAGAGUCCCCGCGUGCUCUGGUGCAGGUUCUGGGCAAACACCUGAACUGAAGGCAGAGCCCAUAGUCCCCGCGUGCUCUGGUGCAGGUCCUGAGCAAACAUCUGAACUAAAGGAAGACUUAUGCAACUCAUUUCUUGGUGACAAAGGCAGCAGAGUAGAAACCGAAUCUAAAUUAUUGUCAUUAAACUGUGACAAAAUCUUGUUUGCACCUAAUGAGCACAGUAGCCCAAGUGAGGUACAGGAAGACCGUCUUCCAGACCAUGGAGGAGGAGGGGGUUCUUGUGCUGAGACAGACAUAUGCCCAGGAAAUGGUGGACAAAUUGCUAACUCUCCUAGUGGAGAUUUUGCAAAGCAAGUAUCAAAGACAAAUGAAACAGAACAGUCAGUCACACAGAUACUAGCAGAAUUAAGGUCAUCUACUUUUACGGAAGCUGCUAAUCAAAAGACUUACUCAGCAAGUCCCUAUGAUACAGAGUGCACCAAGAAACUUAUUUCAAAAAUAAAGAAUGUUUCAGCAUCAGAGGAUUUGUUGGGAGAGAUAGAAUCUGAGCUCUUAUCUGCGGAGUUUGCAGAACACCGAGUGCCAAAUGGAAUGAAUAAAGGAGAACACGCAUUAGUUUUGUUUGAAAAGUGUGUGCAAGAUAAGUAUUUGCAGCAGGAACAUACUAUAAAAAAGUUAAUUAAAGAAACUAAGAAGCAUCAGGAGCUCAUCUUAGACAUUUGUUCAGAAAAAGACAAUUUAAGAGAAGAGCUGAAGAAAAGAACAGAAACAGAGAAGCAGCAUAUGAGCACAAUUCAACAGUUAGAAGCCAGAAUAGAGGAACUUAAUAAAGAAGUGAAAGCUUCCAGAGAGAAGCUAGCAGCUCAAGACCUUGCAGCUAAAAACACGAUUCAGCAGUUACACAAAGAGAUGGCCCAGCGGAUGGAGCAGGCCAAUAAGAAAUGUGAAGAGGCACGCCAGGAAAAAGAAGCGAUGGUAAUGAAGUAUGUAAGAGGUGAGAAGGAAUCUUUAGACCUUCGAAAGGAAAAAGAGAUACUUGAGAGGAAACUUAGAGAUGCAAAUAAGGAAUUUGAGAAAAGCACUAACAAAAUUAAGCAGCUUUCUCAGGAGAAAGGACGAUUGCAGCAACUGUAUGAAACAAAGGAAGGUGAAACUACUAGACUCACCAGAGAAAUAGACAAAUUAAAGGAGGAUAUCAGCUCUCACAUAAUUAAAGUCAAGUGGGCACAGAACAAACUAAAGGCUGAGAUGGACUCACACAAGGAAACCAAAGAUAAACUCAAAGAAACAGCAACAAAGUUAACCCAAGCAAAGGAAGAAGCAGACCAGAUAAGACAGAACUGUCAGGACAUGAUCAAAACCUACCAGGAAUCAGAAGAAAUUAAGUCAAAUGAGCUUGAUGCAAAGCUUAGAGUCACUAAAGGAGAACUUGAAAAACAAAUGCAAGAAAAAUCUGACCAGCUAGAAAUGCAUCAUGCCAAAAUAAAGGAACUGGAAGAUCUGAAGAGGACGUUUAAGGAAGGGAUGGAUGAGCUGCGGACACUGAGAACAAAGGCAAAAUGUCUAGAAGAUGAGCGAUUAAGAACAGAAGACGAAUUAUCAAAGUACAAGGAAAUCAUUAAUCGUCAAAAAGCCGAAAUUCAGAAUCUGUUGGAUGAAGUGAAGAGCGCAGCCCGGCUGCAGGAGCAGCUUCAGAGAGGUAAACAAGAAAUUGAAACUUUGAAGGAAGAAGUGGAAAGUCUUAAUACCUUGAUUAAUGAUCUACAGAAGGACAUUGAAGGCAGUAGGAAAAGAGAAUCUGAGCUCCUACUGUUUACAGAAAAGCUCUCUAGUAAGAAUGCUCAGCUGCAGUCUGAAUCCAAUUCUUUGCAGUCACAGUUUGAUAAACUGUCCUGUAGUGAAAGUCAGUUACAAAGCCAAUGUGAGCACAUGAAACAGACAAAUGUUAAUUUGGAAAGUAGAUUGCUAAAAGAAGAAGAACUAAGGAAAGAGGAAGUCCGGGCUCUGCAAGCUGAACUGACUUGUACACGGGCAGAAAUUAAAGCUUUGAGUACCCAGGUUGAGGAACUGAAAGAUGAAUUAGUGACCCAGAGGCGUAAGCAUGCCUCUAAUACCAAGGAUCUUACCAAACAACUCCAACAAGCGCGAAGAAAAUUAGAUCAGGUUGAGAAUGGAGGCUGUGACAAAGAAGUUAGCAGCAUGGGGAGUCGCUCUAGCUCAUCAGGGUCCCUUAAUGCUCGCAGCAGUGCUGAAGAUCGAUCUCCUGAAAAUACCGGAUCAUCAGUAGCUGUGGACAGCUUUCCAGAAGUGGACAAGGCCAUGCUGAUCGAGAGGAUAGUUAGGUUGCAAAAAGCACAUGCCAGGAAAAAUGAAAAGAUUGAAUUUAUGGAAGACCACAUCAAACAAUUGGUAGAAGAAAUAAGAAAAAAAACAAAAAUCAUUCAGAGUUACAUUUUACGAGAAGAAGCAGGCACCCUUUCCUCAGAAGCCUCUGACUUUAACAAGGUCCACUUGAGCAGACGUGGUGGUAUCAUGGCAUCUUUAUACACAUCCCACCCUGCUGACAGUGGGCUAACACUGGAACUCUCUUUAGAAAUCAACAGAAAAUUACAGGCUGUUUUGGAGGAUACAUUACUAAAAAACAUUACUUUGAAGGAAAAUCUACAAACACUUGGAACAGAAAUAGAACGACUUACUAAACACCAGCAUGAACUGGAGCAGAGGACAAGGAGAACCGAGCACAAAGCGCUUGCUCAGUAAAUGGACGGGAGGCACAGAGCGGCACGUGCCACUGACCAGUGUCAUUGGGAAAUGUUCCCUGCUUUGUGUGUCAGUCAGUCAACAAUUUGUUUUGCUUCACUGCAUAAAAAUGUGUGGGUGCAUUGCUUUUGUGAGUGGGUGCAUUGCUGAGUAUGCAGUAGAAAUGUAAGUGUGAUGACCUGUUCUAUAUAUUUCAGUCAGUUCCGUUGCCUGAGACUGAAUCUAAACAUCUUAACUUCUUAUAGUAGGACAAGGCUUUAAAAUAAAACCACCCUUUGCCACACUUCUUCCCUUUAAAUAUAUAUAAUGGCAAAAAUGAUUCAGUCUUUUAAAAUUAUGCAUGAAAAGAAAGGUGUUGAUCAUUCAGCAAUUCACUAUUUCUGCCCCCCCCCAAAAU